UUCACAAAGCUAGGUUUGCCGGGUAAGCUAGUCUGUACAAUUAAAAGUUGAUUACUAAAUUAAACUCGUGUGAUUGGCAAUUACUAAAUGCAAUAAAUUGCAUCGUCAUCGUUAAUCAACACAUAUGACACCGUUUGCAACAGUAUCGCACAAAGCUUAUUCAGUUUAAUAACAUCCACUCGAGAGAGAAAAAAAGAACGCCGAUUAGAUAACCUUAACUCUAAUCUGGAGCGAAUCACACCACAACCCCCAAACGCCAUGAGUCGUCAAAUGCGAAUAUGGCAGCAUCGAGUAUCAUGACUGUGAGCUUGCUCGACACCAUAUCACACGCACACACACGCGCAGAUAACACCCCUCCAAAGUUCACAGCAGCCCUACCCAGAACCGGUCCAGCAGCAGUUGCAGAUGAUUAUCGCACCAUCGAUCGUAGCGUACUCACGCAAACAAACGUCAGUCAUCCGUCAAAAGUCGAAAGAAAAGAACUGUGCAUCGUUCCGUGUAUGAAUGCUGAUGUCCGAAAGCGGUGCCGGAUAAACAAAGACGCACAUCCGAAACGAUGUCCGACCUGACGACGGUUUUCUACGGCACGGUAGCAUUUCUGCUGCUGGUAAUGCCCAUCCUACAGUGGCUGAUCCGGCGUGUACAGAUGAGCCGAAUUUACGACAAGAUACCCGGCCCGAAAGCGUACCCAUUCGUCGGAACGCUGUAUUUGUUUUUCGGCAAAAAAUCCCACGAGAUAUUCACGAUGAUCGAUCAAAGAACGCGCCAGUACGAUGGGAUUCAUCGCAUCUGGGUGGGGAUGACGCCGGAGGUGCGACUGAGCAAGGCGGAGUACGUGGAGCAAAUCAUCAGUGCCAGCAAGCACACGGAAAAGGCAAACCUUUACCGCUUUCUGGCCGACUGGCUGGGAGAAGGUUUGCUCACGUCCAAAGGCGAACGUUGGUUCCAGCAUCGGAAGCUCAUUACACCGACCUUUCACUUCAACAUCCUCGAUGGGUUCUGUGAGGUGUUUGCCGAGAAUGGGUCCGUGUUGGUCGAGCGCCUGCAGCAACACGCUGACAUUGGCCGUCCGGUAAACAUCUAUCCCUUCAUAACGAAGGCCGCGUUGGACGUAAUUUGCGAAACGGCCAUGGGAGUGAAGGUACACGCACAAACCAGCGGCGAAGACAAUGCGUACGUGAACGCCGUUUACGAAUUAAGUUCACUGUUUCUCGAGCGACUUGUACGCCCCUGGCUGCAUCCAGAGUGGACAUUUAGGCGCUCCGCACUCGGUAGAAAGCAACGCGAGCUGCUUGGUGUGCUGCAUGGUUACACACGCAAGGUCAUACGGGAGAGAAAGCUUGCGUUGCAGCAGAACAUCAGCGAAAGCAAUCAACCGACGGAGAACGAGUUCGGGCGCAGAAAACGAUUGGCAUUUCUCGAUCUGCUACUCCAGAGUGCUACCGAUACAGGGCUUCUUACCGAUGAAGACGUCCGCAAAGAAGUCGACACGUUUAUGUUCGAAGGUCACGAUACGACUACGGCCGGUAUGAGUUGGGCCCUGUUCCUACUCGCGCUCCAUCCGGAUGUACAGGAACAGGUCCAUCAGGAAAUUGAUUCCAUUUUCAAUGGUAGCGACCGACCGGCAACGAUGCAGGACCUGAACGAGAUGAAACUGUUGGAACGGUGCCUUAAGGAAACACUUCGACUCUACCCUUCGGUGUCCUUCUUUGGACGUACACUCAGCGAAGACGUUACCCUCGGCGGUUACCACGUCCCAUCUGGAACCAUCAUAGGCAUCCACACGUACAACGUGCAUCGAGACGAACGAUUCUUUCCGGAUGCGGAAACCUUCGAUCCGGAUCGCUUCCUGCCGGAAAACAGUGAACGACGGCAUCCGUACGCGUACAUCCCGUUCAGCGCUGGACCGCGGAACUGCAUCGGCCAGAAGUUCGCACUGCUCGAGGAGAAAAGUCUCGUCUCGUCCAUUCUGCGCCACUUCCGGAUCCGCUCGCACCGGACACGCUCACAGCAGCUUGUCGUGAAUGAACUAAUUACCCGACCGCAGGAUGGAAUUUUACUCUACCUAGAGAAGCGAAAGCACUAGGAUCGAUGGAACUCAUUCUUGCCCGGGUUUGCGAAGGUUGCGGAAGCUUCUCUUCUCACAUAAACACACCCACACGCUCUUAUUUUCACCCCCGAGAAGAUCGGGAUUAAGUGCUUAAUAAAGCGCUUCCAGCUUUAAGAAAGAGGCUACCAACCUAACCAUUGCAUCAUACGACAGCUGUGAAACCGACGUGCAUUAAGCAAAUAAAAUAUUCAACUUCAUCGCGC
Molecule: messenger RNA, 2313 nt
Organism: Anopheles funestus (African malaria mosquito)
Lineage: Eukaryota; Metazoa; Arthropoda; Insecta; Diptera; Culicidae
Product: cytochrome P450 4C1-like
Exons: 8
Coding region: 557-2086 (509 amino acids)
Molecular function (GO): iron ion binding; heme binding; oxidoreductase activity, acting on paired donors, with incorporation or reduction of molecular oxygen
Source: RefSeq, a predicted model, not a curated record